AGAGGAAAUUCAAAUAUGGGAGGUUGCUGCAGUGCGAAUAUGGAAUUUGAAGGAGACGUGGUGGAGGAGGAGGAAGAAGAAGAAUAUGACAAGGAAGAGGAGGUGAAUGAUGCACGUGAGGGAGACUUCGGAGAGCUUGUUAGGUUAAAAGGGUUCUCCGAGUAUACAUCCAUGUUCACACAGAAGGGGAAAAAAGGGAUUAAUCAAGACUCUAUGACCAUAUGGGAGGAUUUCAGCGGUGAAAAAGAUGAGAUUUUCUGCGGUGUGUUCGAUGGUCAUGGUCCCCUUGGUCACAAGGUCUCAUGCCACGUUCGGGAUGCUCUGCCAUCAAAACUAUCUUACUUAUUGAAAGAACCCGAAAUGGUUGACUAUUAUUCUUCUUCUUCCGACGAGGACGAGGACGCCGAUCAUGUUGAUAGUAGUCAUAAUGAGGCUAAUACCCAAAACAGCUUUUCAUCGUUCAGUUUAUGGAAGAAGUGUUUUGUUAAGGCUUUUAAGGAGAUGGAUAGAGAACUCUACCUGGAUUCCACCGUCGAUUCCUUUUGUAGUGGCAGCACAGCUGUAACCGUUCUUAAGAAGGGAGAGCACUUAAUAAUCGCGAAUUUGGGGGAUUCGCGUGCAGUUCUGUGCACUAGAAACCAGAAAAAUCAACUCGUCCCCGUCCAACUUACAGUUGAUCUAAAACCAAAUCUUCCUGGUGAAGCUGAAAGGAUUAGGAGCUAUAAUGGAAGAGUUUUCGCUAGGGAGGAGGAGCCCGAUGUGUAUAGAUUGUGGAUGGCGGACGAAGAUUGUCCUGGCCUUGCCAUGUCAAGAGCUUUCGGCGAUUUCUGCCUGAAAAAUUUUGGCCUCAGUUCUACCCCAAAAGUUUCUUAUAGAGAGCUCGCCGAGGAGGAUGAAUUUGUUGUCUUAGCAACAGAUGGGGUAUGGGAUGUUUUGUCAAAUAAGGAGGUGAUAAAGAUAGUUGCAUCCGCUGGGAAGAGAUCCAUGGCAGCUAAGUUGCUGGUGCGUCGAGCUAGUCGAGCCUGGAAAUUCCAACACCCUACAGCAAAGGCUGAUGAUUGUGCAGCCAUUUGCCUCUUCUUCAAAUCGUCGUCUUCUGUCGUCAGGAAUUCCUGGCCAAAAAUGACACUAAGGAGAACAGACAUUGUGAGUCAAAAGAAAUUGAAAGCUGCUCCAGCAAGACAUGCAGGCCAUGAGACUACAAAGACAAAACCCCAAACGACUGCAGAAGCAUCGUCAGAGGAGGAGUGGAAUGCUCUUAAAGGUGUCAGUAGAGUGAAUAGUAUAGUGAAGCUUCCUCGAUUUUCAAGUGUAAAGAGUGGGAAAAAAACCUCUCGUGAUCAGAAUGGACAAGCUAUUUGAAUUUUGAGUUAUUCAAAGUCUUUAAUUGCC
This is a messenger RNA of Nelumbo nucifera (sacred lotus), 1392 nucleotides long. Its product is annotated as putative protein phosphatase 2C 73. The record is from RefSeq and is a predicted model, not a curated record. NCBI's taxonomy places the organism in Eukaryota, Viridiplantae, Streptophyta, Magnoliopsida, Proteales, Nelumbonaceae. Gene Ontology annotation, molecular function: protein serine/threonine phosphatase activity. Gene Ontology annotation, biological process: protein dephosphorylation.